AUGAAGCUAGGAAGCAUUCUCAUACUUUUGGUUGCUUUGUUUACUCUCUUCAAUCUCACCUUUGGAUCAGAUGUAGGUGAAGAAGAACCUAAUAUCAUGUUUUGCCCUAGACUUCUUAAAGGAUUGAGUGGUGACUGUCUGCAUGCUCAACGUGACUGCAAUGAUGAAUUCAAUGCAAGGUAUAAGGGUGCACAGGCUCGUCGUUGCAGAUGUGACACUACUGGUAAUACACACACAUGCUCAUGUUGUAUAGUUUGUGGAUUAAAUGAGGCUGAGAAUAACUUUCCUUUUGUAAGCAAAGAUGGUUUUAUCCCCGAAUGCUAA
Messenger RNA from Lathyrus sativus (Indian pea), 324 nucleotides. NCBI's taxonomy places the organism in Eukaryota, Viridiplantae, Streptophyta, Magnoliopsida, Fabales, Fabaceae. The record is from the annotation of a GenBank genome assembly.